Symphalangus syndactylus (siamang) is the source of this 3119-nucleotide messenger RNA. RefSeq names its product protein inhibitor of activated STAT 4 (gene PIAS4). Gene Ontology annotation, biological process: regulation of transcription by RNA polymerase II; protein sumoylation. Gene Ontology annotation, cellular component: chromatin. Lineage: Eukaryota; Metazoa; Chordata; Mammalia; Primates; Hylobatidae. The record is from RefSeq and is a predicted model, not a curated record. Gene Ontology annotation, molecular function: zinc ion binding; SUMO ligase activity; transcription coregulator activity.
CUAAUUGGCCCGGGCGGCGGCCCCGCCCGCGAGUGGUGAGCGGUCACGUGACGCGACGGCUGGGGGCUCCCGGCGCGGGGGACGCUGGUGGCCAAGAUGGCGGCGGAGCUGGUGGAGGCCAAAAACAUGGUGAUGAGUUUUCGAGUCUCCGACCUUCAGAUGCUCCUGGGUUUCGUGGGCCGGAGUAAGAGCGGACUGAAGCACGAGCUCGUCACCAGGGCCCUCCAGCUGGUGCAGUUUGACUGUAGCCCCGAGCUGUUCAAGAAGAUCAAGGAGCUGUACGAGACCCGCUACGCCAAGAAGAACUCGGAGCCUGCCCCACAGCCGCACCGGCCCCUGGACCCCCUGACCAUGCACUCCACCUACGACCGGGCCGGCGCCGUGCCCAGGACUCCGCUGGCAGGCCCCAAUAUUGACUACCCCGUGCUCUACGGGAAGUACUUAAACGGACUGGGACGGUUGCCCGCCAAGACCCUCAAGCCAGAAGUCCGCCUGGUGAAGCUGCCGUUCUUUAAUAUGCUGGACGAGCUGCUGAAGCCCACCGAAUUAGUCCCACAGAACAACGAGAAGCUUCAGGAGAGCCCGUGCAUCUUCGCAUUGACGCCAAGACAGGUGGAGUUGAUCCGGAACUCUAGAGAACUGCAGCCUGGAGUUAAAGCCGUGCAGGUCGUCCUGAGAAUCUGUUACUCAGACACCAGCUGCCCUCAGGAGGACCAGUACCCACCCAACAUCGCUGUGAAGGUCAACCACAGCUACUGCUCGGUCCCGGGCUACUACCCCUCCAAUAAGCCCGGGGUGGAGCCCAAGAGGCCGUGCCGCCCCAUCAACCUCACCCACCUCAUGUACCUGUCCUCGGCCACCAACCGCAUCACCGUCACCUGGGGGAACUACGGCAAGAGCUACUCGGUGGCCCUGUACCUGGUGCGACAGCUGACCUCGUCGGAGCUGCUGCAGAGGCUGAAGACCAUUGGGGUGAAGCACCCGGAGCUGUGCAAGGCGCUGGUGAAGGAGAAGCUGCGCCUCGAUCCCGACAGCGAGAUCGCCACCACCGGUGUGCGGGUGUCCCUCAUCUGCCCGCUGGUGAAGAUGCGGCUCUCUGUGCCCUGCCGGGCAGAGACCUGUGCCCACCUGCAGUGCUUCGACGCCGUCUUCUACCUGCAGAUGAACGAGAAGAAGCCCACCUGGAUGUGCCCCGUGUGUGACAAGCCAGCCCCGUAUGACCAGCUCAUCAUUGAUGGGCUCCUCUCGAAGAUCCUGAGCGAGUGUGAGGACGCCGACGAGAUCGAGUACCUGGUGGAUGGCUCGUGGUGCCCGAUCCGCGCUGAAAAGGAGCGCAGCUGCAGCCCGCAGGGUGCCAUCCUCGUGCUGGGCCCCUCAGACGCCAAUGGGCUCCUGCCCGCCCCCAGCGUCAAUGGGAGCGGUGCCCUGGGCAGCACGGGUGGCGGCGGCCCGGUGGGCAGCGUGGAGAAUGGGAAGCCGGGCGCCGAUGUGGUGGACCUCACUCUGGACAGCUCAUCAUCCUCAGAGGAUGAGGAGGAGGAGGAAGAGGAGGAGGAAGACGAGGACGAAGAGGGCCCUCGGCCCAAGCGCCGCUGCCCCUUCCAGAAGGGCCUGGUGCCGGCCUGCUGACCCCGGCCGCACACUCGACUUUCCUGGUGCUCACCACGCAGAGGGGCGCGGGCCAGCCUUGGCGCAGAGGGAGGAGUGACCUUUCUUUUUCUUUUUCUUGUCGUUUGUUUUGUUUUUCCACCCUUUUGCCUGGCUCCUGGCACCUGUACCUCUGGACUCUCCUAUCGGGGGAUUAAAAAAAAAGUAAAAUGACAAAAAAAGAUACAAAAAAGAAAAAUGAAACAAAAAAGUCAAACUCUUAAAAACAAGGCCGGCCACCCACACAGCCGCCUCCCCGGCUGGAGUCCCAGCCGGGAAGGGGUAGUGGGCGGGAGGGACCAGGACGCCGCCCCACGCCUUCCCCUCUGGAUGCCCCGCCGCCCGCCACCCUCUUCCCACGACCAUUCCAGCCAGCGCGCAGGGACCCGGGCGGCGGGCGGUGGGGCGCAGCCCCUCUCUGGCGACCACUUUGACGUUUGUCUCUUCCUUUGCUUUUUCUCUGCAAAUGCAUCCUCGCCCAGAGACCCUCACGCACUGAGCAGCGAACGUUUUAGCCAAGAAGCCAUGGAGUGGGUUGGGGCAGGGAGGGGCAGUGGGGUGGGGGGAUGGGUGGGCAGGAUGGGGGUACGGUGGGUGGCUGGGGAGGGUUUAGCCACAGAUGUGUUGUAUUUUUUGAAAGUGCAAUAAUUUGGUAUUUUGAAGACCCGGUGUGUGGCCAGGAACCCCUGGGGAAGGCGGGGGCCCAGGGUGCGGCACCGUGUGGCGUGGGGGGGUCUCAGUUUUCUAGCCAGCUACCUCGGUAACUCCAAUUCAGGUUAACUUCCCUACGGAACAGCACAGAUGUCCACAGAUGUCCACAGCUGCCACCGCCGCCGCCACCAUACCCCGGUCCUUGGGGCAUGGGGGGCGGUCACUUCCCAAGGGGCAGCAGGGACUCCGGCCACCCCGGCUCUCAGUUUGGGUUGAUUCCUCUCCUUUUUGCUCUUGGUUUUCCGGUGGGUACGAGGCUGGCCCAGCACCCUGUCCCCCGGGAGCCUCACUCUUCCAGCAGGACCAGACCAGGGGCCUCCUUCCUGGCCCCUCACAGGCCCCACCCAUGCCCUUGGCCUCAGGGUCCAACAACUGGGGGAGCUUCCAGGGCUCUGCCUCCAGGAGCCCACAGCUGGGCACCCCCCUUUCCCCCCAGGAGACCGGGGCGCAGGCGGGGCACUGGCCUCACCUGGUUCUCCAACACCGCUGCCUGCGGUCUGUUUUGCUUUUGUCCUCCCCAGCCCAGAAUUUUCCUUUGUAUAAACAGAACUUCUAGUCAGGAAGCAAUAUCAUUUCAGGUCUAAAGAAAGGGACGUGCAUCUGGCCGAGGGCAGUUCAGUCUCACUGCAGAGCCCGCAGCCCGCUGCGCAGCUCGGCCCCUCCCGCCCACACGGGCAGCUGAAGGCCGCUGUUUUCUAAUAUUUGUAUUCUAAUUUAAUUGUUUUUAAAAAAUGCAAAUAAAAAAGGUCGAGGUGAAGCCA